Gossypium raimondii (Peruvian cotton) is the source of this 978-nucleotide messenger RNA. RefSeq lists its product as uncharacterized. The transcript has a single exon. Lineage: Eukaryota; Viridiplantae; Streptophyta; Magnoliopsida; Malvales; Malvaceae. Bases 1 to 978 code for a protein of 325 amino acids. The record is from RefSeq and is a predicted model, not a curated record.
AUGAUAUUUUUUUCCGCCAUCGAUUUCUUCUACGUCGCCUUCAUUGCUACCCUCCUCGUUUUGUCUGUUUUCUCUAUUUGCUUCAUACUACUCCUCCGUUUCAAAUCCAGGAGCUCCCGUCAUUUGCAGAACUUCAACUCUCUCUGGACCGUCCGAUUCCUUUUUGUCAUCUUCAUCAUCUUGUGGUCCCUCACCGAAGUGCUACGCCUGCCCUCCUUUCGCAGGUUUUAUUUGUAUCCUCUCUUCCCAAGGCUAACGCUGCCCCAGCAAGCUAAUUUCUGCAAACUCCACCUGGUUCUCUCCUUGGGCUUCUUCGAGCCUGGGUUCCUAAUCAUCCUACUCUUCUUGCUGGAUGUCUCCGUCAAGAAGACAACCCACAAAAGCUUCUUCAGCGUUUUCUACGUCUUCGCCUCUUGCCUUCCCCUUUUCCUUUUACAGGUUUACUUUGUCUUCCUCGGUGGUUUCAAGGUACGUCUCCCCCAACCUUUUCAUCGGACUUGGUUCAUCCCCGACAUGGACCACGGCAAUGAAGCCUUGGUUUUCUGUGACUACCCUUUGCUAAGCACCAUUUUAUUUGGCCUUUUUGGGGUUAUUUUUAUUUUGUGCUUCUUGUUAUCAUUCUGGAAAGUUGUGUCUCAAGUAAUCAACAAGGCCCUCAAGCUCCGUAUCUUUGCCCUUGCUUUAACCAUCCUGAUUGGCUUGCCAUUGCAAGUUCUGCUGAUGGGAAUGUCUGCGUUUUGGAGGCCAGACAAGCCCACCUACAAUGGAAUUGCUGUAACCGUGUUCCUUAUCACCUUCACCUUCGCAGCGGUCGGCGAGGGCAUUUUGGUCAUUAAACCGAUAGCCGACUCGUUAGCUGCCGCUGUCGCACUAGUAGAGCAACAACCUUUACGGGAGAAUGGUCAAGGUGAUGAUGAAAGCUCGUCACCACCACCGCCUGCGGAGGAUGGUCUCACUGCUACCAAGUGCGAUGCCUGA